UGCACUCAGCUCCCCCCGCCCCGCCUCGAAACGUGCACGACUAUCAGCUGUGGCGGGGGAGCGGGGCUGCUGGUGCCUCCCCGGGGGAAGGGCGAGAGCCGAGCGUGCGCUGGGGGCAGAGGAGUAACUGGCUGCUUUUAAUUGGGUGCAAAUGAAGAGGGGCUAAGGGGGGGAGGUGGGCGAGAAUUAAACUGGGCUUCGCGGCUGGACUGAGUGGGCGCCGCUUCUUCCCCUUUUGCGCAGGCUUCGGCUGCUGCCUUUCGCCGUGUGCCGCUGUGACUCUCUGCCGUCUCGUCCUGUCCUGUCCCGUCCCAUGGAGCUGGAGGGGCAGUGGUGGAAAGGACAGCUGGCUGCCGACAUCCACCAAGCGCUUCGCUACAAGGAGCUGAAGCUUCCCUCCUACAAAGGCCAGUCUCCCCAGUUAAAUCUGAGAAGAUAUUUUGCAGACCUGAUUGCCAUUGUGAGCAAUCGUUUCAGACUCUGUCCUGCUGCGCGACAUCUUGCUGUCUAUCUACUGGACCUCUUCAUGGACCGCUAUGAUAUAUCCAUUCAGCAGCUACAUGUGGUUGCUCUUUCCUGUUUACUUUUAGCAAGUAAAUUUGAAGAAAAGGAAGACAGUGUCCCUAAGCUCGAACAAUUGAACAGCUUGGGUUGUAUGACUAACAUGAAUCUGGUAUUAACAAAACAGAACUUGCUACACAUGGAGCUGUUGUUGCUAGAAACAUUUCAGUGGAACUUGUGCCUCCCAACUGCUGCUCACUUCAUUGAAUAUUACCUUUCAAUUGCCGUCCAUGAGACAGAUCUCCAUGAUGGCUGGCCAAUGGUUUCCUUAGAGAAGACCAAGUUAUACAUGGCAAAAUAUGCUGAUUACUUUCUGGAAGUAUCUCUGCAAGAUCAUGCAUUUUUAAAUUAUGCUCCUUCGUUAGUGGCUACUGCAUGUGUGGCAUCUUCAAGGAUUAUCCUGCGUCUCUCUCCAACAUGGCCAACUCGACUGCAUCGUCUUACUGCAUACUCCUGGGACUUCCUGGUUCCGUGUAUUGAACGACUGUUAAUUGCUCAUGAUAAUGACGUAAAAGAAGCAAACAAGCAAAAAGGACAACAUGCCCAGCCUGCACAACAGAGCGCGUUUCCUACCCAGACUCCAACUCCACAGCAGGCUCAUGUUCAACAACAUGUAUCACAGUAUCUCCAGGCGCAUCAAGCUCCAUUACAGUAUCACCAUCAAACCUCACAACAGCAAAACUGUCAGCAGAUGGUGUCAACUAGUCACACGUCCUCUUACCCACUGCAGACUUGCCCUGCUGGCUUACAAUCCAGUGUUCAGGCUCGAGGUCACAUACAGACUGGUGCUAGUAUGUCACUAGCAGUUCCAAUAGAAGUGAAGCCAUGUAUAAGUGUCUCGUACAACCGGAGUUACCAGAUCAAUGGACGGUAUCCUUGUAUUACUCCCUGCUUUGAGAGGUGAUGAAUACAAAUUUAGAUACCCUAAUUUUUGUCCAACCUCAAAUAAGUUUGAGGGCAACAAUCUAAAUAAAAGUAGCACUCUUUCCAGAAGGAAAACAGCUGGAUUGGCAUCCGAUUAGCUCAAGUACAGAUUCUGCAAAGAACGAGCAUGUAGUAUGUUUUCUAAAGGGAAUGUGUGCAUGGCAGUCAUGUGCUAAUACUUUUGACACUCCAGUGCACUGUGUGCUCUUAACAGCCACUUUUGAAAUUCAGGUCAAAAGAAAAAUGGCUGUGGACUGGCUAGAGACAUAUCUUUUAAUGAAGGAGAUAUACAGUAUUACUUUGAAGAGGUCAUAUUUAUGCAAUACUUCCAUAUAGUACUGAAUAAGAUUUACUUUCGGUAAAUUGAAACUUAAGAAUCCACUAAGCAAUGAUGGGCUUCCCCAGAAACACUGGGGCCAUGUAGAGAGAAACUUUCACUGACUAAAUCAGUAAUGCAAUUACUUGUCAUUUUUUUUGCUCAUGCUCUUAUAAUGUAAAAUGUAUGUCCAAUUUAAGGCACUUGAGGUAACUGACUUUUUUUUGGUUUGUUUGUUUUUAAAUCUUGUGCCUCACAGGACAGAUGUUACAUAUUUUCCUUUUGAUUCAGAUGUUUAGAAUAACACUUUCUCACUAACUCAGGGAAUUAUCUAUUCAGAAUGACUCUGUGCUGCUUGUGUGUACACUUAACUGGGUGUAAUCCAGGGUGGUAUUUCUUUCAGGGCAUCUACAGUGCAGAGUACCAAAGGGAUUUGUAAGUGUAUAAAGUAGAAGUGUAGUCCUAAUUACUCCCUGCCACCCAACAAUCUUGUUAUCAAGUGAUUACAGAGUAGUAGUAGUUUCUUAAGUUUAAGCUGAACUAAUACUGUACCAGAACUCAUGGUUGUGAUUUUUUU
This is a messenger RNA of Trachemys scripta elegans, 2378 nucleotides long. RefSeq names its product cyclin J (gene CCNJ). Bases 314 to 1465 code for a protein of 383 amino acids. The record is from RefSeq and is a predicted model, not a curated record. The transcript has 5 exons. Gene Ontology annotation, molecular function: cyclin-dependent protein serine/threonine kinase regulator activity. NCBI's taxonomy places the organism in Eukaryota, Metazoa, Chordata, Testudines, Emydidae. Gene Ontology annotation, biological process: regulation of cyclin-dependent protein serine/threonine kinase activity; mitotic cell cycle phase transition. Gene Ontology annotation, cellular component: cyclin-dependent protein kinase holoenzyme complex; cytoplasm; nucleus.